This is a messenger RNA of Magnolia sinica, 942 nucleotides long. RefSeq lists its product as uncharacterized. The transcript is spliced from 2 exons. Bases 1 to 942 code for a protein of 313 amino acids. The record is from RefSeq and is a predicted model, not a curated record. NCBI's taxonomy places the organism in Eukaryota, Viridiplantae, Streptophyta, Magnoliopsida, Magnoliales, Magnoliaceae.
AUGGAAACCCUGCGAAGUCGUGGGGGGGCGUCACGUGAUACGGAGGCGCGAGGCGCUGACAUAUUCGACCGCUUCUUAAGGCUCCACCCACCGAUUUUCAGAGGAGUACCUGACCCGGUUCAGGCUAAACAUUGGUUGGCAAGGAUUGCCAAGAUGAUGGGGCCGCUGGAAUGCUCUGAUGCUCAAACGGUUAGCUGGGCCACAACAAAGUUCCUAGAGAAGUAUUUUCCACGGUCAUGUCGAAGCGAGAAGAUCGCACAAUUCUUGAAAUUUAAACAAGGAAGCCUGACGGUCGCCCAGUAUAAGGCGAGGUUUGACGAGCUAUCCCAAUAUGUACCCGAAGCCCUCGAGGACAAGGAGUAUAAAUUAGAGAAGUUUAAGGAGGGACUGAAGCCCGGGAUACAAUCUCGGCUAUGCACUUGGGAUUUCGGGGACUUCCCGAAAUUGGUAGACAAGGCAAUACGCGUAGAAAAAGAUUUUGAGAGCACCAUCUGCUCCCGCCAACCGGCUCGAGACGCCCUGUUUCGACCAAGGCAGCCUCCUCUUGCCUCGCCUGUUUCAGCAGGGAGGUCUGGACCACUGUUUGCACGAGCACCACCUUUACCUCCAGGCGGUGGCUGCGGUUACUGCAGGAAGGAGAACCACAAUUCUCGAAACUGCUUCAAGAGGCUGCGAGAUCAGGGCCUUCCGCCUCGGGUAAAUCGACCCUUGCAGAACCAGACGGCAACGAGGGUAGCGCCCAGGCCUCAACAGCCCAGACAGGCUCCCCCAGCACGAGUAUAUGUGGUAGCUACCAUAGAGGCCAAACAGGACCCCCUUCAGACCAUUCAUGGCACCGCCCACAUUAACGGCACCCCUGUACUCACUUUAUUUGAUUCUGGUACAACUCUAUCUUUCAUUGAUUCUGCUAUUGCGUCUAGAUUAGAACUGAACACAACUUAG